Saprolegnia diclina VS20 is the source of this 3050-nucleotide messenger RNA. RefSeq lists its product as hypothetical. The transcript is spliced from 7 exons. The record is from RefSeq and is a predicted model, not a curated record. Bases 63 to 2918 code for a protein of 951 amino acids. NCBI's taxonomy places the organism in Eukaryota, Oomycota, Saprolegniomycetes, Saprolegniales, Saprolegniaceae.
GCCGAAUUAAGCCUAUGGCAAAGCAACGUACCUGACAGUGUUUGCAAGGUACUAGACAAGAGAUGUGGCCGCCAGCGCUCCAAGAUCACGAUGGUUCCCACGGCGAGCGCGGCAUCGCGCAGCCAUUGCAAGUGGUACUGAUCCCGUCCAUGAAUGCCUGCAGCUCCGAGGACGGCAGUGGCGCUUGUUCGCGUACGCAAUGGACUGCUUGUGGCCUUGAUUUCCUUCACUUUGCACUGCCACUCACUGCAUGGGGUCUGUUUCUGUCGCUGACCGUCGCCUUUGUGCUCUACACACGCAUGUGGGAAGAGUUUCGGCUCCAAAUCGACGACCUUCACGACAUUCCGGCACAAGCACUGGGUAUCGUUGCCGCCCGGCAAAAGCACAUCGUACUGGGUCGCAAGAUCAAGGAUCCGCGCCGGCUCCUCACACUCGCAGCGAUGUGGGCCGAGCUACCAGGCUUCAGCUACCUCCCACUUCAGCUGCUACACUACGACUUCACCGGCACCCUGGCUUUUCCUACGUCUUCUGCCACCGAGGUGUAUCGGGCUGCGCUGCUGACGGGGCUCUUUUUAUUUCUCAUGCUGACCACAUGCGUUCGGCUGCGAUGCGUUCUCGUUCUGCGCGCUAAGGUUCUCCUUCCGUGCCUCUACGAUGCGCUCUAUCUCGUAUACAUGUACGCGAUUCUCGGUAUUCUCUCGUGCGCGGAGCCACUGGAUGGUUUUGUCGUUGCGGGCGCAACGUGCGCGUGCGGCGACCGCGUCUGGCCAACUGCGGGCGCUGGUGCAUUGGUCUUCAGCCUCUUCUACCUCACCGCCCUGGUCUACAAAGUCCAACUCACAGACGAGGUGUUUGCGACACAGUUUCGAUACCAAACGUCGUUCUCAUCGCUCAUGACAAUGACUCGUACCGCGUGUUGUCUGCAGUACAUGACAGCGACACUCCUACUGUCCCGGGACAGUGGUGUUCACAAGACGUCUAUCAACCUCAUUUUUGGUUGCGUGAACGGAUUCAUUAUGGCUUGCUUGCUCCGGUACAACUACCGCUACCAGCCCUGUUUGGGGUCGGGACGAUUUCCCAACAGCUUGCGAUCACUUUCGUUCUCAACAUCGUGCUAUGUAUCGUACGUGCUGGUACUCGUCGAGCUUAUCGCACCCUCCAACGGGACGAAGACCGUCGUCGUUGGAAUUGCUUGCGCUUGCUACCCGCUCAUUGCCGUGAUUUUGUGGCGUGUAAACUCCAAGCGGGCGAACUACUUCCACAUACCCAGCCUGCCGCUCGUAGAGUUGCUGAGCCAUAGCAACUACCGCGUGCGUACGGUCGCUGUCGUCAGUGUCGUACUCGAAGACCACACGAAGUGGCGCGCGCAGCAGCUUUUGCACAUCGUGACUCUUCUGCAGCAAUGUUUACUUGUCCCGGCGGGCGUCGAGGGCGGCCUCUUGGUGGCGUACACGUGCCAAGCUCUGUGGCACCUCGACAACGUUCAUUGUCUUCCUCAUCAAUCACUCGAAGAUUCGCCUCCGUUCGUGCCCAAAGGUCUCUGGCUCGGCCGUGAUCCCGUCGAGCGUCGCCGAUCGAGCAUAUAUGACCCCAAUCGAUCGCAUGACAUUGUUGAACGCAACGCAACGCGCAGCUCGGCAACAAUGACAACAUCGUCCGUCGUGCCCCGCCUGUCAAGUGCACUCACGAUUCAGUGCAUCGCAACUCGUCUUGACGAGACCGCUUUGGUACCAAUCUUGCAGCACGCGCUCGGGAAGGCCAUCUCUAUCUUCGACGCACCGUUCGUAAAGGCGCGAGCCGUCGUCGCCAAGAUGCUCCAAGAAAUGUACGUGAACGGUGCCGUGCGUCUGUCCUUACCCACGUAUCUCCACGUGCUCUGCACGCUUUGUGUGCACCACCGGCAAGAUGUCGUUGCGGCCGCGGCUGCAUCGCUCGGCCACAUUGUGACAGUCGUUCCUCGCCGUGAAUGGGGUCCCAUCAUCUGCGACCGGCAUAAGCUUGCGCCGCUUGCUGCACUUUUAGUCCAUCACGCUGGAGUUGCACCGGCUUUGCUCAGCGACACAAUUAUCGGCCGCAUUCUUACGCAUGCCAUGGACCGCAUUCUGAACAACAUCACGGAGCGCGAUCCGGCCACGUACUGGUCAAACCAGUUUAUCACACACAUGACGAUGGCAUGGCGCCACUGGGAGCACAGCUACACCUUGAGCAUUGCUCUAGAAGACGUUUUGCUAAAGAUGCAUCGAGCAAGUGUCACGUACCAUGCUACGCUGCGUCGACCUGAGCCGUCGCCUCUGCCCCGUGUCCGAUCUGUGGGGACUGGUCUUUCCGCGGGUGACAUCAAGACAGUAUCACCGUCGCAGACUCGGCACUCAACGCUAACAAAGGCGCAUCAGAAACGCAGUUUUCCAGGACUCAUGGUAGCGACGGCGAAGCGAAGUUUCGGCUCGCUGCAGCUGCGACAUCGGGGCGCGAAAGGCAAGCUAUCGUUGCAGCGAAUGGCGCAGGCAUUUCGCCACGGCAGUGUCGUGCCGCAAGCGAUUCUAAAGGAGAUUGCACUUCGACGCGACUUGCGCAAGGAGCUUAUGACACACUUGAAGCUGGUUCUGACGGAAGGCCUAUCAGCACAGCAGCUACCACAAGUGUUCUCACCUCUCGCGCGCAGUGCACUCACCGAGGCAGUGUGUUUGUUGCACACACACCGCCGACUUCGAGACCACAUCGAGCACGCGCUUUCGUCCGCUGAGAUGCGUUACGUGCGCUUCCUCGAGAGCUGGGAGACGAUGCGCCAAAAAGCACUUCCCUUCUUCACGGACGCGAGUCUCCGCGCGUCCAAGCACCGUGUCGCACCCGAGAUCGCGGCCAUUCUCAUUGCGAAGCGGUCGCGCUUUGCAGGUCCCCGCAUCCCCGAUGCAACGUAAACCGAUGUCAUGUAACACCAGUGCAAUUACAAUGGGUGCAGACGGUCAGAUAGCUAGCUGAUCAGUGCAGACUCGUCGCCAUAGUUUGUACUAGAAUCAUGUACUGUGAGUAUGCAUGUACCAGUAAACGGC